AGCAGCAACCCCAGCAGCAACCGCAGCAGCUGAAGCAGCAGCCGCAAAAGCUGCAGCAGCAACCGCAGCAGGAACCGCAGCAGAAACAGCAGCAGCAGCUGCCGCACCACCGCCGUGAAGAAGAGACGAUUCAGCAGGAGACUGCUGAACCACAGAAGGAACAAAGACCACGCCAGCAGCAGCUGCAGCAGCAGCAGCUGCAGCAGCAGCAACCGCAGCAGCAACGGCAGGAGAAGCCGCAACAGCAGCAGCUGCAGAAGCCGCAGCAGCAGCUGCAUCAGCAGCAGCAGAAGCCGCAGCAGCCGCUGCAGCAGCAGCAGCAGAAGCAGCAGCAGCAGAUGCAGCAGCGAAGGCUAUCGGAGUCUUCAGCUGAUGAUGAAGAAUCAGAAGAGUUAGAGGAGGAGGAAGAUAAGCUGUCAGCAGCAGCAGCAGCAGCAAAGGCGACGAGAGAUGCAGAGUCAACGACAAGAACAGCAGCAGCAACAGCGGCAGAAGCAGCAACAUCUUUAGAGGAGGAAGACGAGGAACCUGCCUUGGUGAGUGAAGGAGCGGCUGUUGAAUCAGCUGCAGAAGAGUCUGCAAAAGCAGCAGCUCCUGCUGCUGCUGCUGCUGCUGCUGAUGAUGAUGAUGAUGAUGAUGACGCAGCAAAAGAAGAGACAACUGAGGCUGAAGAAGAGACAGACAAGGAGACAGAAGAAGAGAUGCCAACUCUGCUGCCUGGUGCACCCCACGCCUUCCCGAUAUUUCAGAAGCAGCAGCAGUUGCUGCUGGAGCAGCAGCAGCAGCAGGAGACGCAGGCACAGGAGAAGGAGGCGCAGCAGCAGCAGCAGGAGAAGCAAGACGAGCAACACCAGGAGGAUCAGAAGCAGGAAGAACAGCAGCAGCAGGAGGAGGAGCAGGAGGAGCAGCAGCAGGAGGAGGAACAGCAGCAAGAAGAGCAGCAGCAGCAAGAAGAGCAGCAGCAACAGGAAGAGGAGCAGCAGCAGGUGUCUAGUUGGAACUUUGGUGCUGCAGUAUGUGAGACUACAGCGCAGCUAACGAGCACCACAACUGCUGCUCCUUCUCGUGCUGCUGCUGUCUCCUUUAGCAGCAACUACUGCGAAGCAAAAGAGACAGAUUAUUUCGGCCACGACUUAGCCCGUCUUGCUGCUCUCUCUUCUCAUCAAUGUCAGCAGCAAUGCAGAGACACUGAAGCUUGUGCAGGGUACACCUUCCUCCCGCUGCAACGCAUCUGUCUCCUUAAGUGGUUGCUGCUGCCUCGUCCUGUCCCUGCUUUCAUCAGUGGGCCUAGGUGCUGCCCCUCCCCUUACACGCACGACCAGCAGCAGCAGCAGCAGCAGCAACAACAACAGCAGCAGCAGCAGCUGCAGCAAGGGGACGCUGCAACAAAGAAUAAGGGAGACGUUGGACCAGACAACGCGUUGCCUGCUGCUGCAGAAGCAUCAACAACAGUUGCUUCGGCACCUUCCCCAGCCUCCUCCAGCAGCAGCAGCAACAGUAACAGCAGCUGCAACAGCAGCAGCAGCAGCAGUAUGUAUGAGUGUCCUGCUGAGAGGCCUGCACUGUGUCUGUGGCCGGGAAAGGCUUUGAUAGAUAACGAUUUAGGCCCCCCAAUAGAAGACAGCAGCAGCGCCAGCAGCUGCGCAGCAAUCUGCAGCAGCAACAUUAGUUGCUGGGCUUGGGUUUACCGCGGGUCGCCACACCACACCUGUCAGCUAAAGCGACUUCCUGCUGCUGCUGCUGGUGCACUUGCUGCUCGUGCUGCUGCUUCUGUUAAGGGUAUUGCAAACAGAGUUGUUGUUGAUGUGACUUCCCCUGCUGGUGCAGCUGCUGCAGCAGCAGCAGCAGCAGCUGCUGCUGCUGCGGGGAAUGCAACAGCAGCAGAAGCAGCAGCAGCAUUCAGCUUGCUGGAGACACCUGGGGAGCGCCUCCAGAGGAGACAAAAUAUACGCUUAGAGGUGGAGAGCCACUCUUUACUUGUGCCGUUUGCCUAUGCAAUAACAGGCUUAGCUGACUGUCCCCUUAGAGGAGACAUUAAGAGGGAGUCGAGACACCGCAGAAGGGCGCUGCUGCUGCUGUUGCGCAAGCAGCAGCAGCAGCAACAACGCAUGCGAAAGGCAGCAGAAAGAGCCAGAGAAAGACAAGAGAGACUGAGGCAAAGAAGACAAAAUAGACGAACAGCAAAACAGUUUAAACGCCAGGAGACGCUGCAGCGGAGACAGCAGCAAAUGCAACAUCACAAGCAAAUGCAGCAACAGCAGCAAAUGGAGACCGAGCUGGAAGAGCAGCAACAAGAACAGCAGCAGCAGCAGAAACUGCAACUACAUCAGCAUCAACAGGAGACGCCCCAGCAGCAACCACAACGCCCGCAGCAGGAGGAGGGGCGGCAGCAACAGCAGCAGCAGCAGCAGGAAGAGCAGCAGGGGCAGGAACAGCAGCAGGAAGAGCAGCCGGGGCGGGAAGAGCAGCAGGGAGAGCAGCAGCAGCAGGAGCAGCGGGAAGAGCAGCAGCAGCAGCAGCAACUGCAGCUUGAGACGCCCCCUGGCCUCGAUAUGCAGCAAAACCAAUCGGGUGGGUCUUCUGCUUCGCUCGGGCAUCUGCUGCUAAGAAACGUGCAGCCAGACGAUCUGCAGCAGCAGCAGCAGCAGCAGCCGCCGCCGCAGCUGCUGCAGCGAUUCAGGCCGCUGGAGGUAAAGCCGCUGGCGAAGCUGCUGCAGCCGCUCGUGCCUCCGCAGCAAACGCAACAGAGGCUGUUGCUAGUGCCUACCGGAUUGCAGCAGCAACAGAAGCAGCAACAGCAGCAGCAGCAGGUACAGCAGCAGCAGCAGGUACAGCAGCAGCAGCAGGUACAGCAGCAGCAGCAGGAGGCUUCGCCGCUGCAGACCUUCGGCAAUCUCCAGCAGCAGCCGCUGCUGCGUCUUCCUUCUCUACUGCCUUUCAAAUCGCCGUCCGAGAGGCAGCUGCAGCAGCAGCAGCAGGAGCAGCAGCAGCAGCAGCAGCAGCAGAUACCCAACAGUGAGGAGAAGCCGCACGUUCCCCUGCUGCAGGGAGUGCUGCAGGAGCAACCCACGAAGCAGCAAACAUCGCUGCUGCAGCAGCACCAACAGCCACUGUCACUGCAGCAGCUUCUAUCUGGAAUAGCCUUCGGGAAAGAACCGCAACCACCGCAGCAGCUCAUAGAUUACCACCAGCAGCAGCAGCAGCAGGCAUUGCUGCAGCAGCAGCAGGCAUUGUUGCAGCAGCAUGCACAUCUACUGCACAACCCGCUUCUCCCGCUCUACCCCAUUCGACAGCAGCAGCAAAACCCGAUGCUGCAGCAACAACCAUUGCUGCAGCAGCAACAACCAUUGCUGCAGCAGCAACAACCAUUGCUGCAGCAGCAACCGCCCCAGCUGCAGCAGCAACAAC
This is a messenger RNA of Eimeria acervulina, 3408 nucleotides long. RefSeq names its product PAN domain-containing protein, putative. The annotation marks the transcript as partial. NCBI's taxonomy places the organism in Eukaryota, Apicomplexa, Conoidasida, Eucoccidiorida, Eimeriidae. Gene Ontology annotation, molecular function: protein binding. The transcript has a single exon. The record is from RefSeq and is a predicted model, not a curated record. Gene Ontology annotation, cellular component: extracellular region. Gene Ontology annotation, biological process: proteolysis.